UCAAGGAUCGGUGAGUUAUAUAUCUGAUGUGUUGAGUGCCAAUUAGUAUCGAAAAAGUCGCAAUUCAAAUCAUAGAGAGCUUUGAAAAUGACAACGCUCAGUCCAUUUCCAUGAUUUGUGUGCUAAAGGGUGGCUUCAAGUUCUUCGCCGAUCUUAUCGAUGCACUUGAACGGACGAUCAGGGCCCGCGGCACACAGAUCCCUAUUGCCACAGAUUUUGUUAGAGUCAAAAGCUACGUCGUAAGUUUUUUGAUUUAUGUACACAUGAUUUAGAACGCCCAAUCCGGUCCGUCUAUUUACCUGUCUGGCGUCGAAAAUGUAGAAGGCUAUCGGGGAAAAGUUCGCUUUUAUACAUUAUCUGAAUAUACCUAGGAUAUACUUAUCGUUGAAGAUAUCGUGGAUACUGGUCGGACGAUGAGCAACUUGAAUAAAUACCUUCGAACAUUGAAUGCGAGAAGUGUUCGCGUCGUGAGGUUAGCUACUGUUGUGCAGUCCCGUUCAUUUUUUAAAUAAUUAACUGACCACCACCCCUCCCUCUUCCAUCACCAGUGCGCAAACACUCUUCCAAACACUUCAAUGCUCCGCUUAAUUUCGUUUAUACCCAUCUGACUACUUUUUUGUUGCGACUGCUUAAAUUUGUGCAUUCGCCAACAUAACCAAGAGACCUAGUUGUGUUGAUGCGUCCGCUUAAUGUUCCUCAAACAUCAACGCAAGGACUAUAUUCAUGCAUGACUUUGCCUGGUGCUCGCCAUAAUUUGACUAAGGAAAUCGUCCUGAGGAAGGGACGAGCUGUUUGAGGUCGAGCGACUCCUCACUGUCGACAGAAACGGGAUCUGGUAGACGGGCGAAAAGGGCAUGAAGCAUCGCAUUAUUUUUUUCAAAGCAUUCCAUUAUUCUUCGGAAGUCAGUGGCCUCAGCAGGGAUUCCACAUGCAGGCCCCUCGAUGGCUUUACCUUGUUUUUUUUAUACACUUGCACCUACCUCGACAGUUCUUCAUUGACCACAAACCUGGCAUUAAAAUAAACAUUUUAUUGAGAAUUAUGCUAAGUAUGCUGCAACUAAUGUCAACUUUAGAAGGUAGUGAGGAAAAUUUUCCUGCAAAACAGUUUAGGAAAGAACUUUGAUUUUGUACGCUCAAAUCAUGUCCGGUCGUUCUAAGCCUACGCAAAGCAGUACGCCUUUGCACUCAUUUUCUCCAGCUUUGCACAAUUGCCAGUUCGCUUGGCCUGCAUAGCCACAUGCAUCAGACUUAUAGAUGUCAUUUUACAAAUUUCGACCUGUUAUAUACCUUCGCAACAAACCUUCAUCUCAAACCUACAGCUUCCUUUGUCUUCAAAAUUUUUGCAUAACUUAAUUUGGUCUGUUUUCGUCCGCCAACUGCACUUCUGAUAAUUUGUUGAUUAAAUAUUUUUAGCCUUCUUGUCAAAAGAACGCCAUUGAGUUGCGGAUACCGUCCCGACUGUAAGUUUUUUCGUCCCUACCCGCCUAAUUAUUAUCGCAAGAUCAAAGUGUAUAUGCCGGAUCUUCUCCCCCUCCGUUCACUAAUUUCAAUUCUCAGCCAACUUUUGUCGGUAUAAUACCCUCAUUUUCCCUCAGAGGAAGACAUAUUUCCGACCAAUGUCUGCUGCCUUUUCUGAAGCAUAACCGAGAUUUCUGUAUUUAGCCAAGGCCUGUUGUCAGAACUGUAAGAUAACGUAACCGAUAAAUAUACUUUCUUAAGACCACGUGGAGAGGGUGGGCAUUCGAAUUAGAAAGCCACCUAGAGUUUUCUCGUCCGUUUGCCUCUUCGGUCACAUUCGUUCCACCACACUUCCUGUAGUUAACGAUCAGAGUGCAUGCCUCAUCUGGGCAGUCUUGGUGAUAUUUCCAAUCGCGACUGUCUGUGACGGUGAAUGUAGAGAAUCCAACUUCUCCCCUCCAACGAAAAAAAAACCGAAUAGUCCGAGAACCACUGUAUUUUGGCCGAGCCAUGUUGUGCUCAUCGUCGACGUUGCUAAGUGGGCAGCGACACUGGAAUCAUGGGACAGACAGCCAACAGCGUACACAAACCACCUCAAUCGUCUUUCUUGUACGCCUCAUGAUGUUGCCGCAAAAAUUUCAAAUUGUAUCAUUUGAGAUAAAACCGGUGAACCUGCAGUCGGUGAGACUGAUUAUGCCUCAUCUAGGCGACCUCGAUGAUGCCACGUAUUAUACCUCUCCACCGGUUGCGAUUUCCGCCAACGGAUCCGGACAGAUCGACCCACUUUCUUUUCCAAUGACGGAGGCCCAAUACUGAAGGUCCAAGAAGUCACUUCCAUGUCUUGACGAACCAUGUCGAGCCAGGUUUUGAGUUGACCUGCACUUCGACGUCUCUAGAUGGGCAACGACACCGGAUUGAGGGCAGUAUAACUGAGCUCGUUUGAUAGCUGACGGAGAGUAUGCCCAAGCCACCUCAGUCGUCUUCCUUAGGUGGCCUGAGAUGUCCUCGUGAUAUUGCCGCAACGAGUGUGGACUGUCCUAGUUGAGACAAAGUCGGUGUACUUCACUCGAAGGGUAGUCCUCAAGCAUUGGUGGUCAAAUAUCUCCAAUAUUCGCUAAUUUUCUACGCGCAUAGCCCAGAAUUCAGAACUGUACAGAUAAACCGACCGGACAGAUGCAUGGUACACGCGAAUCUUCGUGAGGAUGGAGAUGUCAUGUCGGGCCCAUAAACGCUUUCGGGGGCGUGAAAAAAACCGGCGAGCAGCAUCGAUUCGGGAGACAAUGUCGUCCUUACUCGGUCCAUUAGGAAGCAGCCUCGCUACGAGGUAUUUGAAACUGCCUGCUCCUUUAAUUUAACAGCCCUUUUUCCCAAAAAGUACCUUCCCCUGGUCAGAGAUGCAACUGGAAAACGACUUGGUCUUCCCAGCGUUUAUGGAUAAACCGACCGAAGAGACUUCUUCAUUCACCACAUGCUGUUGAUCACCAGAGCUUGCGACUUGAAAAGCGAUAUCAAAAUGCUGCUGGAGCGCGGAUCGUUGCGGUCUGGCACGUCGAGUGCCCACGAUGACGGCACUGUACCGUGGCGACCCUGGGCAGAUCAGCAGAUGUUUGUGUCCAUGGGAAGUAACUGAUUCUAGUCGGCAGAGCAUAACGCUCCCACCACCGUUUUAUUGAGAGUCUAGGCCGAACCGGCCAAUAAGAUGGUUGUUUAAAAGGUUGCUCCGCUCAGUCAUCGGCAAUAAGUAGCAGGUCACGCCCAGAGAGAGAGAGUUCAUAAACCAUUUCUCCCAAUAACAACAAGUAGGCGCUUUCCCUUGCCACGCUGGCGGCAGUUGAUCCUAGAGAAAUUGCCUGACGGUUUUUUUUCUGGCUCCCACGAUUCACCUGAUCCAAGGGAGCUGUCGCCACACCGUGUCUACCAAAGAAGUCUCUGAGACAGCUAUGAUUGAGUCUGAAGUGGGGGUUGACCACUGAGGUCUUAAUUCCCCUAUGGCCUGGGUCAGAGAUUUGGACUUCUAACAGGUUUCAUAUAUUCACCUACUGCUAACGAAGGCAGCGCGCCGUACGAUGUCGGGUGUCGAGAUCGAGAGACAUUGACAUAUUCCAGCACCCAACGUCAAGAGUUCAUUCGUGAACAAGUCACCCAUACCGCUAAUGCCGCCGGAUGGGGGCUGUAGAGCGCGUUGGUUCUCAAGUGUACUGUGGCGCAUAUUCUAACACUGGAAUUCAUUUCUUGAAAAUUUUGAUGACAAGCAGGUUUUUAACAGCUGACAGGAUUUUUAUCCCGAAGUUUUCUCCUCUAGUACUUCGACCCGCUGUCCAAACUACAAGAUAUCGGUGGCAAGCAGACUUAUUUAAUGUCGGUUUAUGGUCAUCAUAUUGUUGUGACUUCAUCUGACUUUACCGGUAUACAAUAGCGGUAGCAGACCUCAGUCCUUCGCCUCCUAAUAGACCUGUCGCUACUGCUCCGUGACCGAUUAUUCGUUACACAGCCAGCCUUCUCUGAAGGUUAUUCCAUUACACGCCACCCAUGAGCGCACCGGCCAACCAGCAACUGGCCUAACUGCUAACCCCCGUCUUUACUUCGGUGGUUUGCUAUGCUAAACUACAUAGGUACGCAGUAAAGCACCGGCUUGACAUGUCAGAAUCUGGAUUUCAGGAAAACAAUCAUGUUUACCAACUGAGAUGAAGGUACGGUUUUUGGGGGCAGGGCGGGCUUUAGCAGAAUUUCGAGUUCACACUAGAACUGUGCUUCCGGGAGUGCUAACGCAUGCAUCAGCUGCGCACUUGCUGCACUUGCCUUGAGGUCUACAGCCAUAAUUGCCAAUACCGCAGUUCGAGACCCCAUCGCGGACCCAGGCAAUUCGUGUGCUCGCAAGCGCUUACAGUAGGUGUCGUAUCUGCUGAAACACUAACUGAAAUUCUGUGAUCUGAUCUCGACAAGGAGGGACCUGUAGGUUUGGUUCUCACACAGUAUGAUCUCAGGAUAUUUAAGUCGCGCCAGGAUAAUCGGUUUUUGUAUGAGGGUCUUUCCGACAGCUUACAAAAAUCACGUGCACAAAGAUGGCAACUUAGGUAAUGUUUUUUUUUCAUUCAUUUUGGGCACCUUAUAAAUCCAAACAUAUCUUAUAGAAAAUAUGCUUUCUGUCACGCAUUUUAUGGAAGUCUACCUCUUCGCAUUUUCUACACGAAAACUACGCUUUUUCAGCUUGAGAGAGUUUGUAAUUAAACGACAUCGUACCCGUCCGUAUGAAUUAUGCGACAUGGUGUACAUGCAUUGCAAAUUUUUUGAACUCUACGCGGUCUCUUAUAGCGCUGCGUUCCCAACUUUUUAAUGCACUCCCGUUGCGUAAAACAAAUAGGGAGUUCAAAGGUGCAACACUCGCAUUUCCCUCAAAUAAAACUAAAAACUACGAUUUUACCCAGAUGGAAAGUGUGCGACUUGUAGACUUGAGGCCCUGACUGCGAGUGUGACUGAAAUAUGCAGGUGACUUAUCUUUCUACAAAGCGCCUAACAGCGAAGCUGCUUUUUUUCUGCGCGUUUUUUGCAAAGUAUGUUUGAAUUUAUAAGGGCAUCAAAAACAAUUUUUUUUAAAUGCGUACUACUCCUUUAGUAUUUUUUUGGCAUUGGUUGCUUUGCUUGCACGUGCUUUAGACGUCUGUCGACGUGUCAGGUCUUGGCAACGCUUAUGGCGGCGUACGAUCUCGGCUCCGAACUGUGUUGUGAGGCUCUCCACAGCGUCAUUUAUAAAGAAUUUGCAUCAGAUGCUGUCACAUGUUUUUUCCUGUUUGCGCGUUUCAGACUAAAACGGUCAAACUCCUGACCGGCGUAAGAUAAAGCAGAUGUAAAUAUUUGCAGUCUCCUUCCAGAACACUAAAGUGGCUCUCUGCUCGAGUAUUCCUGAGCGCAGGCAACAGCAGCACAAUCCCUUAGCUUUCAUCUUAACGCGAAUGUAAUAUCCAAUUGUGUUGAUGUAUCAGCAAUCUCCAACUGUGUGUUAUCACCCCCUAGUUUUGGUGUGUCGUACGUGUCGACGGCACUCAUCUUCAAGCGCGGCUUUUAUAUGCAUUCAUCGCUUUUUAAAUCUACUUACCCAGCAUAAUUUACUUUGAUGAAUUUGGAUGCCAUCUCCCCUCCCCUCAACGAAACCCCGAGGACAUGUUUCUAGCUUACGGGGAAUGUUCUGGGAGAAAUUAUCGACUCACCUCAUUUAGCUGCUAGAAUAUUCAUUAACUGCAACAACUUUUUUUCUACCAGACAAAUUACAUGUCGCCGCCAGAGUUGUGACCUUGUUAGUUUUAUAGAAAUGAUUUACCCCAGGUCGUGUAUUCUCUUUUAGUUGCUGGGUUUGAAAUUCCGGACGAGUUCGUCGUCGGCUACGCUUUGGAUUAUAACGAUUACUUCCGAGACCUACACGUAAGUUUGGCUUUAUACAAUCUUCCCUCCAUUAUGGCUUGUUCACCGCGCCCACAAGUACCACUUAAGUACUGCCACUACUACUACUACUACUACUACUACUACUACUACUACUACUACUACUACUACUACUACUACUACUACUACUACUACUACUACUACUACUACUACCACUACUACUACUACUACUACUACUACUACUACUACUACUAAUACUACUACUACUACUACCACCACCACUGCAAUAACUACUAAUAUUAAUAAUAACUAAUUGAUUACUGUCAAUGGGAUUGGCGCCGUAUAAUAACAGUUUAGUCACGUUUUCCUGGAACUCCCGCCCCCGUAACCCGUAUGGCGACGUUUAACUUGCCCCCGUACCUAUCGGCCCUCACAGCAGAUGUGCCAUUUCAUGAAAUGCUGACUGAAAUUCUGAAGUGUUUUUUUAAUUCGGAAAGAUUACUUAAGUAGGGCUGUAAUAUUAAUAAUCAUGUGACUUUAUCCCAAAAUAUUUCACUUUCCUCAGAAUUCUCACCUGCAUAAGCUGUAUUCCGUAACAAGUGACCACUUAUAUAGUUUGAAUUUUUAGCUUAGAUUUUCGAUGUACUUAUAAAUUCCAACAUGCACAAAAAUAUUCUUCUUCUCUUUUGGCAACACACUGCGUCUCCUUCCAACCUACAUUUUGAGAUAGUAUUAUUCAAUGUAAGAAACCGAUUCCCUAAUAAUUUUGAACCCGACCUGUCUUUAUAUUUGCAUUCAGGGUCUCCAAACUGUAAACUGUAUACUCUGCGUGUAAGGAAAAUCAUGCAUUCGCAUGUGCUCUUAAAAAUGCGUCAUACAGUAGUCAUAAAAUUUAACAUUGGAUGUAGACUAUGUCGUCCAUCUUAUAAGCAGUAUUAAUUUAUGUGAUUAUGAGAUGCUGUAUGACGGAGCAUUUUUUGGUUUUCAAAAGCCUCUUAAUUAGAAGCUUCUUUUAAACUGAAAGAUGCUCUCUCUCUCUCUCUCUCUCUCUCUCUCUUCAAGCAAACAAUUUGAAGGAGAUACAAUGUACCACCAAAUGAGUGAAAGAAAGAAUUUUUUGUUCAUGUUCCGUAUAAAAUAUGUUUGGAAGUCUGUAGUAAAAAAUCCAUACUACAUAAGUAGUCACUUUACAGAAUGUAACUUACGCAGGUCAAUAAGAAACUCAUUUGAAGGCCGGUAUCCUGAGGAGACUGAAAUAUUUUGGGAUUAUUCUACACGAUACUUGGUAUCGCAAUUCUACAUAAGUAAUCUUUUCAGAAUUUCAAAUAGCAUUUCAUGAGGUAGCACGUGUACUGUAUUCCACUCAAGAGAGGACCGAUUCAUUUUAUGAAAGCGUUUUGGUAAUUUGUGCGGAGGUGGGGAAGGGAGGACUUUGAUGUGUGGCCAGCCAUGUCAUUAGCCCACAUUUACCACUGACUUCCUGUAAUCUGGACUUUCUGCCCAUCUGUAGACGCCCAGCUGACGACUAUUUGUUUUUCUCCACAGCAUAUUUGUGUCAUCAACGAUGCCGGCUUGAAGUAUUUUGCUGUACCUGAUGGCGACGCGGCCGCUCCUACCGACCACCCGAAAACAGCUCCCGAUGCUGUCGUAGACGGGACUGGGGCAAACGCCUCCUAG
Molecule: messenger RNA, 7509 nt
Organism: Spirometra erinaceieuropaei
Lineage: Eukaryota; Metazoa; Platyhelminthes; Cestoda; Diphyllobothriidea; Diphyllobothriidae
Source: the annotation of a GenBank genome assembly